This is a messenger RNA of Gracilinanus agilis (Agile Gracile Mouse Opossum), 957 nucleotides long. RefSeq names its product olfactory receptor 2T29-like. The transcript has a single exon. The record is from RefSeq and is a predicted model, not a curated record. Gene Ontology annotation, cellular component: membrane. Bases 1 to 957 code for a protein of 318 amino acids. Gene Ontology annotation, molecular function: G protein-coupled receptor activity; olfactory receptor activity. NCBI's taxonomy places the organism in Eukaryota, Metazoa, Chordata, Mammalia, Didelphimorphia, Didelphidae. Gene Ontology annotation, biological process: G protein-coupled receptor signaling pathway.
AUGAAGGAAACAAUGUGGUUGGAGAAUCAGACAUUGGGGACUGAUUUCAUUCUAUUGGGCCUUUUUAACCAAAGCAAACACCCUACUCUUCUCUGUUCAGUGAUAUUUCUUGUUUACAUAGUAGCUUUGACUGGGAAUGCCACCUUGAUACUUCUGAUCUAUCGUGACCUCCACCUCCACACUCCCAUGUACUUCUUCAUUAGUCAGCUAUCCCUCAUGGACAUGAUGUAUAUCUCUGUCACUGUGCCCAAGAUGCUGUUUGAUCAGGUGACUGGGAUUCAUGCCAUCUCAUUCCCAAGCUGUGGGAUCCAGAUGUUUCUCUAUGUGCUGCUUGGUGGAGCAGAGUUCUUCCUUUUGGCAGCCAUGUCCUAUGACAGGUAUGUGGCCAUCUGUCACCCCCUCCAGUACCCCAUCCUCAUGAACCACCAGGUUUGCAUGCUCCUUGCAACUGUCUGUUGGCUCUUGGGCUCCAUUGAUAGUUUCAUGCUUACCUUUAUCACUAUGACCUUCCCAUUUUGUAAAUCCCGAGAAAUCCAGCACUUUUUCUGUGAGGUCCCUGCAUUGAUGAAACUCUCCUGCUCAGAUACCUCACUCUAUAAGACUGUCAUGUACCUAUGCUGUGUCUUUAUGAUCCUCAUCCCUGUAACAGUUAUUUCAAGCUCCUACUCUCUCAUCUUCAUCACUGUCUAUAGGAUGACUUCAGCCACUGGACGCAAGAAGGCAUUUGCCACAUGUUCUUCCCAUAUGACUGUGGUGAUCUUCUAUGGGGCUGCUAUCUACACUUAUAUGCUCCCCACUUCAUACCAUACUGUUGAUAAGGAUAUGAUGGUAUCUGUCUUCUAUACCAUCCUCACACCUGUCCUGAAUCCUCUCAUCUACAGCCUCAGAAACAAGGAUGUCACAGCAGCUUUGAAAAAAGUUCUAGCGAUAGUAACACUAGUUAAUAUUGGGAAGUAG